CGCAGAGGUGCGGGCCCGGGUGCUCCCGAAGACUGGAGACUCAGGAUUCCUCUAACAAGCAUGGGCUCCCUGCCAGGCCUGGAGGGCUCGGUGUCUAGUGCAGGGGGUCUCCCGGGUUCUGCAGGCUGCUGUUCCGCAGCCACCCCUCCAUGUGCAGGCGCUGGGCUGGGUGUGGUAUGGGUGCCAGGUGAGCAGACACACCGGUCCUUUGCUGGAGAGAACAGGAAACGGGCGUGCAGGAGAUUAGACGCAGCUGCCCAGGAGCGGGGCUGCCCCCCAGGGAAAGCGCGCGCCCUGGGGUCCUGGGACUGUGAGGACCCUGAGUCACAAGACCUGCAUCCCAGAGGCCACCUCCCCGGACUGAGGCCCGACAGCGGCCAGGGGCGACUAGAUGUGGGGAGUCCUCAGAACGGCAGACGGAGCUCGGCCCAGCCUUGUCCAAGAUGCGCUGCAGGGGAGUCUUUCAGGAACCCUUGUGGAGCCUCUCCCACGCUCAGGGCAUGGGCUGGCAGCGGACAGGGACAGGAGGAAACCCAAAGUGCAGUGGCAGGUUCUGGAGCCUUCUGCCAGGCCCGGGGGUGAGUGCCGCAUCGCUGGACUGAAGGCACCGGUGAGGAUGAGGUCGUUUCCAGAGAGACGCCCAGGCGGAAGCAGUGCUGUGCAGAGGGAGGAGAGAACACCUAAUGGGUUAGUUAACUAAACAACUAGGUAACUAACGAUCUGGUCAGGUGUCUUGCGUGCCCAGCUCCCACCGGCGCGCCCUGGGGUUAGCGGAGUUCCCAUGGGGUUGGUUCUGAGUGUCUGUGCCGCAGAAUGGACGGCUCCGAGACUGGCCAGCCCCUGUGUCCUCUUUGCUUUGAUUGUCCCCUGGAGCUCGUCUCCCGCUGCCCCGGGAUAGUGGGGGGCCCUGCUACCUGCCAGUCUUCUCUGCACAGGGCUAGUGGACCCUGCAGGGCACUGACCCCAUGGGCAGUGGUCCGCCCUGCCCCACCCCGGACCAUGGGAGCCAUCGUGGUCUCAGGCAUGGACCCGUGUGGGUUUACUUUGGUGACAAAACCUGAGAGUUCUUUGAACUAAGUCAGUAGUUUCGCUGCGGGGGGUGGGGUGGGGCGAGGAUGCAUACAACAGGCAAGGCUUCGUCCGCAGGUCUCCCCACGACGGCGGCGGCCUCCCACCCCAUCCCCGGCAUCCUUCUCUAGUGCCCGCCGCCUGGAUGCUGUGGCUUCCAGAAGAGGCUGCUGAGCUCAGACACAUCUUUGGUGGCGAGCGGUGAGCACACAGCUUUAUAAUGAGGUUGGAAAGUUGGGGCUACGGAUUUCAUGAAUUUUGUAUUAAGAUAUAACACAGCUGCUGUCAUUUG
Messenger RNA from Vicugna pacos (alpaca), 1360 nucleotides. NCBI's taxonomy places the organism in Eukaryota, Metazoa, Chordata, Mammalia, Artiodactyla, Camelidae. The record is from RefSeq and is a predicted model, not a curated record.